AUGUACUCAAUCACAACCACAACGCCUAUACGGCUCACAGCCACGGCUCUGCCCAAGACUGCCUGUGCUGGCAGUCUCUAUGCAUUCGCAGCCGUGUCAUCGGUCAGGACCCGGCACAGCCCUAUCGCUAUACCAUCGCCACGACGAGGUCUCUCGUCGACAACACGCAAGUCUGCGAUCAAGGAAUUCUUUCCCAAGGUGGAAACAAAGCAGAUUAUCCAAUCAGAGUCAUCAUGGCAGCAUCCUGUAUACACCGAAGAACAAAUGCGCAGCAUAAACACCGAGCAUCGCGAAGCUCGCACCUGGUCGGACUGGUUUGCCCUGUCUAUGGUGCAGGGUCUUCGCUGGGGGAUGGACUUUGUCACGGGCUACCGUCAUCCGCCAAAGGGACACGACAGUAAAAAGAACGAUAAUAAAGCAGCGGCAAAGUUCAAAAUGUCAGAGAGGCAAUGGCUGAACCGUAUACUCUUCUUGGAAAGCGUUGCUGGUGUCCCUGGAAUGGUUGCUGGGAUGCUCAGGCACCUCCGGAGUCUCAGGACGAUGAGGCGGGAUAAUGGAUGGAUUGAGACGCUCCUCGAAGAGGCUCACAACGAGCGCAUGCACCUGCUCACCUUUAUGAAAAUCGCCGAGCCCGGCCUGUUCAUGCGCCUCAUGGUCCUCGGCGCACAGGGAGUCUACUUCAACGGCCUCUUCCUAGCCUACCUCAUCUCACCGCGCACCUGCCACCGAUUCGUGGGCUAUCUCGAAGAAGAAGCCGUUCUCACUUACACACGCAUCAUCAACGAGAUCGAAGCCGGCAACCUACCCAAUUGGGCGCAAAUGGAAGCGCCGGAGAUCGCAGUCACAUACUGGAAAAUGCCCGAGGGUCAUCGCUCCAUGCUCGACCUAAUGCUGUAUGUGCGCGCGGAUGAAGCGAAGCACCGCGAGGUCAACCAUACGCUGGGCAAUCUGAAUCAAAAGGAGGACCCGAAUCCGUACACGGCUAUAUUCAGGGAUUCGACGAAGUUGAGGCCUAGCAAGGGGGCGGAUUUAAUGAAGCCGACGGGGUAUGCUAUCGCAGAAACUAUCUGUUUCUGUUCAGAUAAGCAAGACAUCCGAUGUCAUCUAGCACUUACAUACUAUUCGACAUUCCCACCAAGCCACCACAAGUGUGCUAUCUGGAGGAUCCUGGACUACAAGACCGAAUGGAUGUGGGCAUGCCUCUCGACGACUAUGGAGGAACAGCACGGUCCCAAGGCAUUUGAGAGAGCCGAGCCAUUUGCGCGUGAGAUGACAGUGCUGCUGAAUGAGACAUCCUCGGGACCGUUCUUCCUGGGUAGCUACACGGAUUUUAUGUGGGCUGCGAUUCUGCUUUUCUCUAAAUGUGUCGGUGAGGAUGUAUAUCGGGAAUUAUUGAAGAGGACUGGAAAUGCGAAUGUGCAUACAGAUUUCUGGGAUGCAUUGAGCUUAUGGACGGAGCGGAGUGAUUAG
This is a messenger RNA of Talaromyces atroroseus, 1470 nucleotides long. RefSeq lists its product as hypothetical. The transcript has 6 exons. The record is from RefSeq and is a predicted model, not a curated record. Gene Ontology annotation, biological process: alternative respiration. The coding region runs from base 1 to 1470 and encodes 489 amino acids. Gene Ontology annotation, cellular component: mitochondrion. Gene Ontology annotation, molecular function: alternative oxidase activity. NCBI's taxonomy places the organism in Eukaryota, Fungi, Ascomycota, Eurotiomycetes, Eurotiales, Trichocomaceae.